UCGUACUCCCCCGUCUCAGGUUUCAACCCUUUCGCUUCUGUUUGGCUUCUUUUUCCCCAUCCAGUUAGCUAGAUUGAAAACGAAUCUUUUUUUUUCUUUUCGCGGAAAAGAAAAUUUAAAUUUUCCCAUCAAACAAUCACAUGCUUGCAAUGGAAAAUAUUGAGAAUAUUGGCGAUGAGUACAAAAAUUAUUGGGAGACAAAAUAUUUCCUUGAAAACGAAGAGUACAGUUGGGCGAUGGAUGAGUUCUCCGGCUACUACGAUUCGAGUUCUCCCGACGGAGGAAGCUCCUCCGUCGCCUCUAAGAACAUCGUUUCCGAGAGAAACAGAAGGAAAAAGCUUAACGAACGCCUCUUUGCUCUCAGAGCUGUUGUUCCAAAUAUCAGCAAAAUGGACAAGGCUUCAAUUAUCAAGGAUGCCAUCGAUUACAUCCAGGAACUGCACGAUCAAGAGAGCAGAAUCCUGGCUGAGAUCACGGAAUUAGAGUCUGGAAAAUUGAAGAACAAUCCAGGGUUCCAGCACGACCAAGAGCUGCUACCUGUGCUGAGAUCCAAGAAGACCAAGCUCGACAACAUUUUUGAUUAUGGAGGAUCAACGGCUUCCCCCAUUGAAGUUCUUGAACUGAAAAUGACUCAGAUGGGAGAAAAGACGAUUGUGGUGAGCAUAACGUGCAGCAAAAGGACAGACACGAUGGUCAAACUGUGCGAGGUUUUUGAAUCUUUGAAUCUCAAAAUUAUCACGGCAAACAUCACAGCGGUCUCCGGUAGGCUGUUGAAAACCGUGUUUAUCGAGGCAGAUGAAAGGGAGAAGGAUGACGUAAAGGUGCAGAUUGAAGCAGCCAUUGCAGCUCUGAACGAACCGCAGAGUCCAAUGAGCAUGUGAUGAAUGAAUGAGUGAGCGAAUAAUAUGCGUUGCCAUUUCAUUUCACCAUCGUCUUGCCUCGUAGAGUAUUUAGCUUUAUGCCGUCUUUUAUGUUCGAAAUGUAAGCUUAAUGAGUCCAUGUCUUUGUAAAAUAAGUG
Molecule: messenger RNA, 1018 nt
Organism: Hibiscus syriacus
Lineage: Eukaryota; Viridiplantae; Streptophyta; Magnoliopsida; Malvales; Malvaceae
Product: transcription factor bHLH35-like
Exons: 5
Coding region: 141-881 (246 amino acids)
Biological process (GO): regulation of DNA-templated transcription
Cellular component (GO): nucleus
Molecular function (GO): DNA-binding transcription factor activity; protein dimerization activity; sequence-specific DNA binding
Source: RefSeq, a predicted model, not a curated record